Messenger RNA from Saccoglossus kowalevskii, 977 nucleotides. Its product is annotated as glucosamine-6-phosphate deaminase 1-like. NCBI's taxonomy places the organism in Eukaryota, Metazoa, Hemichordata, Enteropneusta, Harrimaniidae. Gene Ontology annotation, molecular function: identical protein binding; glucosamine-6-phosphate deaminase activity. Gene Ontology annotation, cellular component: cytoplasm. Gene Ontology annotation, biological process: N-acetylglucosamine catabolic process; N-acetylneuraminate catabolic process; D-glucosamine catabolic process. The record is from RefSeq and is a predicted model, not a curated record.
GCCGCCUAUGGCGAUAGAAGCACAACGGGUCAGCUGCCAAUACCGUCAUUUCGCCGCCGGUUUGGUUGCUAAAUACAAGGGUUGUAUGUAACUACGUUAUAAACACUGACAAUGCGGUUGGUAAUAUUGGAUUCCUAUUGUGACGCCAGUACUUGGGCGGCCAAGUAUGUCAGAAAUAGAAUAUUGUCAUUUAAUCCGGGACCAGAAAAAUACUUUACUCUCGGUCUUCCAACAGGGUCAACACCAUUAGGAAUGUACAAAAAGCUGAUAGAGUUCUAUAAAGGUGGUGAUUUGUCUUUCAAGUAUGUUAAGACUUUUAACAUGGAUGAAUACGUAGGACUACCAAGAGAUCAUGCUGAGAGCUACCACACUUACAUGUGGGACAACUUCUUCAAACAUAUUGAUAUUAUACCUGAAAAUGUCAAUCUGUUGGAUGGAAAUGCUGAUGAUUUAGUUGCUGAAUGUGAUAGUUUUGAAGAUAGAAUCGCUGCUGCAGGUGGAAUUGAACUUUUUAUAGGAGGUAUUGGACCGGAUGGUCACAUAGCAUUCAAUGAACCAGGAUCUAGUCUGGUGUCCAAAACACGAGUGAAAACAUUAGCACAAGACACAAUAGAAGCCAAUGCAAGAUUCUUUAAUGGUGAUAUCAGUAAAGUGCCAACUAUGGCAUUGACAGUUGGCGUUAAAACGGUAAUGGAUGCCAGGGAGGUUAUGAUUAUUAUUACUGGCGCACACAAAGCAUUUGCAUUAUACAAAGCCAUUGAAGAAGGCGUUAGCCACAUGUGGACAGUGUCAGCAUUUCAACAACAUCCAAAAACAAUCUUCAUUGCAGAUGAAGAUGCAACACUGGAGUUAAGGGUCAAGACAGUCAAGUACUUUAAAGGGUUGAUGCAUGUACACAACAAACUUGUGGAGCCGCUUGAAAGUACACAAGAAAAGAAAAAACAAAAAAUGAAUUAAAUUGACAUUGUUUGUUUUAA